Messenger RNA from Fusarium poae, 540 nucleotides. RefSeq lists its product as uncharacterized. The record is from RefSeq and is a predicted model, not a curated record. The coding region runs from base 1 to 540 and encodes 179 amino acids. Lineage: Eukaryota; Fungi; Ascomycota; Sordariomycetes; Hypocreales; Nectriaceae. The transcript is spliced from 2 exons.
AUGGGUGAACUCAACCGACAAUGUUUUCUUCCUACCUACGAGCGCAAGGUAUCCAAAAUGCUCGUCGAGAACGAGAACAGAUUUCUCGGUGGACUUGAGCUUCUUUAUGGAUCAUGGUCCUACGACAACCCAAAGUUUGGGUGGACCAUCGAGGGCGAUCAGUAUGUCGUCAAGGUCAUGGCUGAAGAGCCAAAAGACUUGGAGGCCCAGUUGAAGUUGAUGGGACCUGUCACUGUCGACGUGACACUAACAUGGCGCAGGGUUGUUAUCACAAUUACUAUGGGUAUUUACGAAACAUCUGGCAGUACGAUUUAUCGCAAACGCCAGCAGCUUCUGAAAGCAUAUGCAUCAGGCUCUGGCUCGGAAGGUCUCUCAUGCAGCAACCAAAGCACACCGAAUCACAUGAAGACAACCGAAGUCGCUGUCACCCGCGAAUCGAUACACGAACCAGAAGCAGUACAGUUACAAACUUGGGUCAUCAAGCAUCAGUCCGUGUUCACAAGCCAACAAUUACGGGCAACAAUGGUUGUGCAAGCAUAG